This is a messenger RNA of Lycium barbarum (goji berry), 744 nucleotides long. RefSeq lists its product as uncharacterized. The coding region runs from base 313 to 585 and encodes 90 amino acids. The record is from RefSeq and is a predicted model, not a curated record. NCBI's taxonomy places the organism in Eukaryota, Viridiplantae, Streptophyta, Magnoliopsida, Solanales, Solanaceae. The transcript has a single exon.
AUAAAUAAUUGGAGUGCCAACUUCACCUUCAUAAUUAACAUGGCGAAAAAGUAUAUGAAAGGGGUAGAAACGUACAUUCAUAAACGCACACCUCACUCCAAAAUUGGAAAACCAUGUUCCAAAACCACAAGCAGCACAGCCAAAGCCUCUAGUUUUAUUGAGCACUUACCUAUAUAUAACAAUAGAUGCGAUCAUCCAUCCUAAGUAAUUCAACCAACAUAAAAACCAAGUCUUUGUAAAAGCAUUAGCCUUCUUAAGCAAAUUAAACCUUCACAAACUUAGCCUAAAAGUUUAAAGAAUCAAGAUUGAAAAAUGAGUUCAACAAGCAGGGCAUGGGUUACAGCAGUGAGCUUGGGAGUAGUAGAGGCACUAAAAGAUCAAGGAGUUUGUAGGUGGAACCACACCAUCAGAGCCGUACAUCAACACGCCAAGAACAAUUUACGGUCAUAUUCACAAGCCAAGAAGCUCUCUUCUCAAUCUUCUUCAUUGGUUUCUACAAACAAAUUAGAAUUGAAGGAGAAGGUGGAGAAAUCUGAAGAGUCUCUUAGGAAAGUUAUGUAUUUGAGCUGUUGGGGUCCCAAUUGAAUUCCAACAAUUAAAUUUUCUGCUAUUUUUAUGUACAUAAAUAUAAUUCCUUGAGAAUUGAGGACAUGAAAGGCCAACCGGAUGUAUGAUUGAAGAAGUAACUUCUAGAACUUGAGGCUCAAUUGCCUUGUCAAUAUUAAUAGAACUUUUUCUAGUCCA